CGGCACCAGGCGGGCGAUUGGAAAACUGGGCGUUCACUGGUUUAUAGCGGAAGGCCAGUCAUCAAUAACAAGCAUACAUAGCCAUGGCCCGUAGAACGCUAGUCUCGUUAUGUGCGGGUAUUGCGGCGCUCGCAGCUUUCGCUUCGGCGUCGGACAGUUCUGCACCCUAUGCGUCUCUCCAUCUAUACCCCCGAUUGACGGACGGAGCACCACGCGAUAUUUCUUGGACUCAAGCAACAUCUUUGGUUUCCCAUGUGGUGGCGGUUUCAGCUGGGGCUGGUGACAUCCUACAACCUGUCAAUAUUCUUGAAGUGCAAGACAAUGAGAUACUGGAUGAUGCCGUCAAAGAUAUCAAAUUUGAUAUUCUAGGGGCACCUAAAGCGAACCUGUGGGUAGUCAUUGACGACUAUCAUGCUGAAUCAGGUCUUGUUGAUUCGGUACCUUACUUCCGGAUCUAUACAGAGCAUAACACCGCGGACGCACAGUUGGUGGACUUUGGCGAGCGGGCCGCGCGUGCUAUUGUAAAGAAUGUUCCCGGAAGCUGGCCGUUAAUCAUCUCAUCGAAGGGCCAGGGCGCAGUUACGGGACAGGUAUCCGCAGUCCAUGUCGGAGAAAAGAGGGUUGAUGUCUCAACGCAAGCUAAACUUCCGGCAAGCAUUCGAAAGACGUUAACCGCGAUUUCCGAGACUCUCUAUGAAGACAUGAAGUCUCACGCGAUUGAGAAGUUUGGAGAGAGUGCGCAAUCUUUGAACAGUAAUAAUCCCGAAGAUAUGCAUCUCAUGGCGGAACUCGAAUUUGCAACAAGCCUCAUCGAGGCAUUUAAAGUACAGCGGGUGGCAAGCGCGGGAAAGCCGAUCGAUGUACCCUCUUUUAUUGCAGUAACCUUCUCAGGUUUGUCCAGCCUGAGGGACAGAUAUGGGGAAAAGUCCGCUCAGUACGAAAAUGGAGCUAAAAUGGUUAACAGGGCUAUCAGCGAGAUGGUAUCCUCCUUCACCGAACUUCACGAUGGCCAUGUGCUGGCCGAAGUCUUGACGGUGCCCCCUAAAAUUUCAAGGACAUUGCUUUCUCGCCGCGCUUCUACUACAGCGACACCUUGUCCAACGACCGUUGCAGAGUGUAUUUCGACGUUUUCAAACUGUACCAAUCACGGCACGUGCGGGCAACGUAACGGUUCAAGCUGCUUCGUCUGUCAGUGUGGCAACCAGUACACUGACGAUGCUGGUCAGCCGAGGCCUGGCUUCAGUGGACCAGUGAAGUGGACAGGCGACGCGUGUCAAUAUCAGGAUAUUACCGUUCCUUUCCAGAUUAUUUUCUGGACAAGUCUUGUCUUGAUCAUCACAAUAAUCUUCGUUGUGGGCCUACUGAGCAGCGUUGGGUCUGUGGAUUCAGCCAACGAUGGCGCUGGUUCUGGUACCCGCAGCAAAACAGAUUAGGUAGACAUCCAAUCCUUGGUUCAUGUGAAGUUACAGCACGUCCUUUUCAGCUGGGCGCGACACAAAAUAAAACAUAUAAUGCUAUGUCUGGAUUAUCUCAUUGAACAUCAGGAAUAAAUGCGAAGACGCCAUACGGGUGUGUCUGCACCUGUAUUUCAACGUGAUA
This is a messenger RNA of Spizellomyces punctatus DAOM BR117, 1599 nucleotides long. RefSeq lists its product as uncharacterized. The coding region runs from base 84 to 1433 and encodes 449 amino acids. Lineage: Eukaryota; Fungi; Chytridiomycota; Chytridiomycetes; Spizellomycetales; Spizellomycetaceae. The record is from RefSeq and is a predicted model, not a curated record. Gene Ontology annotation, cellular component: endoplasmic reticulum. The transcript is spliced from 10 exons.